Messenger RNA from Dictyostelium discoideum AX4, 1266 nucleotides. RefSeq names its product regulator of chromosome condensation domain-containing protein. NCBI's taxonomy places the organism in Eukaryota, Evosea, Eumycetozoa, Dictyosteliales, Dictyosteliaceae. The record is from RefSeq and is a predicted model, not a curated record. The transcript has a single exon. The coding region runs from base 1 to 1266 and encodes 421 amino acids.
AUGAAAAAUGAUUUAUAUACAUUCGGAAAGAAAAAUUAUAUACUCAACAAUUUAUUUAGGAGUUUAGGAGAAAUAAAGAAAAUUAAAGAUGAUUUACAAAUUGUUAGAUUAACUAUGAAUUGCCAGAAAAUUAAUAUUAUUGAUAUUAAAUGCACUAAUGAUACUUUAUUUAUAUUAUUUUCAAAUGGUGAAUUUAUUUGUAAAAGAAUGAUUCCAACAUUAUCUAUAAAUGAAAUAACAUCACCAAUAAAAAUUUUAAAAAUAUCAUCAGGUUAUAAUCAUUUUCACCUUUUAUCAAUUGAUAAUAAAUUAUAUGGAUUAGGUGACAAUAGUUUUAAUCAAAUAGGUUUUAAUAAUAUUAAUAUUAGUAAUAAUAAUUGGUAUGAAAGAAUAAAACAAGUCGAAUAUUUUAAUGAAAUUAAUUUAAAGAUGGUAUCAUCUGGUGGUAGACAUCAUUCAAUAUUUAUUGGUAUUGAUGGUAGUGUAUAUUCUUGUGGUUCAAAUAAAUAUAAUCAAUUAGGAAGAAGAACAACUAAUGGGGAAAAUGAAACAACUCAUAAUAUUGAAAAAUUAGAAACAACUAUUCUAUUCGAUAAUUGCUCGUCAGGUGAUCAUCAUAAUUUAUUAAUAGCAACUAACGGAUUAGUAUAUGGUUUCGGUUUAAACUCACAUGGUCAAUUAGGUAUAAUUACAAAUUAUAAUGUAAAAUUACCAAUUUCAAAUAAUAAAAAUGAAAAUGAUAAUAAUAGUAAUGAAAAUGAUAAUUAUGGUUAUUCUAUUAAACUAUUAACAUUAUUAGAAACAUUAAAAGAUGAACAUAUAGUUGAAGUUAGAUGUUCAAUGUGGCAUAGCAUAUUAUUAUCAAAGAAGGGUGAAGUUUUCACAUUUGGCGAGGGAUCUUCAUUUCAAUUAGGUCAUGGUGAUAAUAUCUCUUAUCAAACCCCUAUUCUCGUUGAUGAAUUAUCUGAAAAUAAUUUUAAAAUUAAUUCAAUAUCUUGUUCAACUAAUUCAUCUUUAUUUUUAGAUAAUCAACAUAGAGUAUUUUAUUGUGGAGAUAAUUUCAUUUCACAAGAUUUUGAAUGUAAUAAUCAAGAUAACCAAAAUUACAGCUAUGAUGGGGAUGAUGAGGAUGAUGAUGAUAAUGAUAAUGAUUGUAGUAAUAAAAUCGAAAAUCCAACACCUUUAACUCAACUUAUACAAACAUUGGAUUUUUCUCCUCCAAAUAAUAUCUACACCCAUAAUUCAAACUUUAACUUUAUGUGGUAA